UUUCUUAGUCUGUAUACGGAUAACGUUCACGAAGCUUCACUCGAAAUCCAUGGCGUCUUCCAAUCCCUCCCUGAAAAUACAUGAGCUCUGCAGAAUAGCUCCGCCACCAUCUUCACCCAAGUCCUCUUUCUCUCUCUCCUUCUUCGACUUGCUUUGGCUCAGAUUUCAUCCUGUCGAGCGUCUCUUCUGCUUCUCUGUUCCUCACUUAAAAUCUUCUUCCUUCUUCGAUUCCAUCGUUCCCAAGCUCAAACGCUCCCUCUCUCUCGCUCUCCAACACUUUCUUCCUUUUGCCGGAAAUAUCGUUUGGCCUUCCGAUUCCGACUCAGUCAAACCCAUCGUCCGAUACACUCCAGGAGACGCUGUCUCUCUCACCAUAGCAGUUUCUGAUUCUGAUUUCAGCCAUUUCUUGGAUAACUCACCUCGCGACGCGUCCGAGUCUCGUGCUUUCGUGCCGAACUUAGAUUCAUCUGAUUCAUCUGCUUCGGUUCUUUCCCUGCAAAUCACUCUGUUUCCCAACAGUGGAUUUUGCAUCGGCAUCACCGCACACCAUGCCUGUUCGGAUGGAAAAUCUUCAUCUAUGUUCAUCAAGGCCUGGGCUUAUCUAUGUCGAAUAACAGAAGCCGAUGCAGAGAGUGAAUCUUCUUCUGGUUUGCUUCCACCAGAACUUCAACCAUUCUUAGACAGGGAAGUUAUCCUCGAUCCACGUGGCAUUGCCUCUGCAUACAUUAAUGGGUGGACGUGGUCAUCAUCAGGUUUAGAUCCCAAUGAUCAGACUCAGAAGAACCGGCCAAGCUUGAAGAUUUUGUCCGAAGUGUUCCCGCCGAAAGUGGACGACUCGGAUCGAGCCAUAUUCGAUCUCAGACGUGGAGUUUUGGAGAAGAUAAAGGGAAGGGUAUUACAGAAAUGGGAGAGUCUUGACAAGGUGAAAGAAGAGAUCACAGUAGAAUCAUUAGCACUUUCAAAGCCUCAAACUUUAUCAACCUUUGUGCUCACAACUGCUUAUGUUUGGGUCUGCUUCGCCAAAGCCAUGGAAAAAAUAGCUGAACAGAAGACAAAGAAAGUGUUAUUGGGGUUCGUAGUUGAUUGCAGGAACAGGUUAGAGCCUCCAAUCCCUGAAAACUAUUUUGGAAAUUGCGUGAUGUCUCAAGUGACAGAAACACUUCCCGAAAACCUUACCAAUGAAGAUGGGAUAGUGAUAGCAGCUAAGAAAGUAUACGGGAAGAUAAUGAAAAUGCAGAAAGAGAACGGUGUGCUUGAUGGAGCAGAGACGUUGUUCUCAACGUUUUCUUACGUGAAAGAUGAAGAGAACCGAGCUAUAUGCAUAGGAGUAGCCGGGUCAACCCGGUUUGGGGUUUAUGGAGUGGACUUUGGAUGGGGAAGGCCUGAGAAGGUGGAGAUAACGUCGGUGGACAGAAAUAUAACAAUGGCGAUGGCAGAGAGUAAAGAUGGUAAUGGAGGGGUGGAAGUUGGACUCGUUCUGAAGAAGAAUGUGAUGGAACAAUUUGCUUUACUCUUUCGAUCGGAGAUAGAGUCUAUUUGAUAUUCAACUACAGCAAGAGGCAGAUGAAACUAUCUGUGUUUCAAUAAUUCAUAAAUCAUAAUUUCGCUUUUAAAA
Messenger RNA from Prosopis cineraria, 1615 nucleotides. RefSeq names its product malonyl-CoA:anthocyanidin 5-O-glucoside-6''-O-malonyltransferase-like. The record is from RefSeq and is a predicted model, not a curated record. Bases 50 to 1540 code for a protein of 496 amino acids. Lineage: Eukaryota; Viridiplantae; Streptophyta; Magnoliopsida; Fabales; Fabaceae. The transcript has a single exon.